Molecule: messenger RNA, 1807 nt
Organism: Osmia lignaria (orchard mason bee)
Lineage: Eukaryota; Metazoa; Arthropoda; Insecta; Hymenoptera; Megachilidae
Gene: Sfxn2
Product: sideroflexin 2
Biological process (GO): monoatomic ion transport; serine import into mitochondrion
Cellular component (GO): mitochondrial inner membrane
Molecular function (GO): monoatomic ion transmembrane transporter activity
Source: RefSeq, a predicted model, not a curated record
UUAUCGGGGAAAAUAAAUGCGAUAAAGCAAUCGUAAAUUACAUUCACGGUCCUAUUUAGUAUUUUUAAACACAGAAACAAUCAUUCUGUGCGAUAUUAAAAGAUCUUGUGAAAAGAAAAGAACUCACUUUGCGUUACAUCGAUCUUGCAAUAUUCGGGAUUGAGGUAACGGUAGCCCUCGAUCGGGAAAGGACAAAAUGGAGGAAAAAAGAUUCGACAUAGACAAACCACUUUGGGAUCUCAGCACCUUCGCAGGGAGAUGGAAACAUUUCGCAUCGGUGACUGAUUUCCGCACAUGCCUCGUUCCUGAAUCCGAACUGCACAAUGCGAAAAAACUAUACGAAGAAUGCAAACUUGGGAAGGAACCACCUGGUACAACCCGAGAGCAAAUGAUCUACGCUAAAAAGCUUUACGAGUCUUCCUUUCACCCCGAUACCGGUGAUCUACAGAAUGUCUUUGGCAGGAUGUCCUUUCAAGUGCCAGGUGGUAUGGCAAUUACCGGUGCUAUGCUUCAAUUCUACAGAACAACUACCGCCGUAGUCUUCUGGCAAUGGAUGAACCAGUCGUUCAACGCGUUUGUUAACUAUACUAAUAGAAACGCUAACAGCCCCACGACGGAGUUUCAAUUAGGGAUGGCUUAUGUUAGCGCUACCUCUGCCGCUAUGUUAACAGCAAUAGGAUGCAAGUCGUUCUGGGCGAAACGAGCGAACCCACUUAUGGCGCGUUAUGUGCCGUUUGCCGCUGUGGCAGCUGCGAAUUGCGUGAACAUCCCUUUGAUGAGGCAAAAUGAAAUAGAACAGGGGAUUGAAGUCGGCGAUGAAAAUGGCAAUAAACUUACAAAAUCAAAACUGGCAGCGAUCAAAGGUAUCAGUCAAGUAGUAAUCUCAAGGAUUGUGAUGUGCGCACCUGGCAUGCUCAUUCUUCCGCCCAUUAUGGAGAAAUUAGAGAAAUACCCUUGGAUGCAGAAGAUCAAACCAUUACACGCGCCUAUACAAGUUGUGCUCGUCGGUUGUUUUCUGACGUUUAUGGUGCCCACUGCCUGUGCAUUGUUCCCACAAAAUUGCUCGAUUAAGUCAAGUAAUUUGGAACGUUGGGAACCCGAAAAUUACGAGAUUCUAAAGAAGAAUUGUAAAGGCAGAGAGAUACCUACGCAUUUGUACUUCAACAAAGGUUUAUAAUGUACGAGAACCGGUAGUCCCGAUAAAAAUCACUUCAAGAAUGCAUUUUCAGUCACCUUUUAAAAGGAAUUAUAGUAAGCCGAUAAACUAUGGAAUUGAACGAGUUUUCAUAUAUAAUACAAAGUCGGGAUACUUGUAGUUUUCUGCUGGUUCAGAGGAUGACAAACGUUCCGAGAAGAACCCAGACCUAUUAUCUAGUGAAUAUGACAAUAUUGCAUUUGAAAUGAUUUUUACUCAUAUGGCAAUAUACUUUAUUCCUAUUGUUUGUGCUAAGUUACGAUACUUAAAUACUCAUGGUGCAUUUUUCUAAUCAAUAAUCGUCAUUCACGACAGUGAUAAACAUUACAAACGCUGACAGUACAUACUGUUAGUGAAUGUAAUUAUUAUACACGAGACGGUUUCGCACAGCAAUAAUUUGUCCCUAUUUAAUGAAUUAGGCGAACAUAUCUGUUAUGCGUUAAGCCGCAAUAUCGUAAUCUUACACACCAUUGUUAAAUCGCUCGAAACGUGUAUUAAAUUUUUUAACGAUUGUUGAUAUAUUAUUAUUUCUACCUUUCUAAAUGAUUAAACAAAGCAAACAAUGCUGUCAUGUAUAUUUUAGUAAUAUUACAAUAAACGAUACAAAAUUAA